UGCGCGCUCUCACGUUCGAGGCUAACGGUGAAUGUCGCUUUGCACUGUGCUUCGCAUUUCACCACCCCCAUUUCCCACCCCGCAUCCGAAUAUCCUUCUGCUGCUGCUGUUGUUGUUGUUUUCUAUAUGCCUCAAAUUUUCGGGCUUACAACAAUUACAGAGCAGCAGCAGCAACAACAAUCGCAAACGCACAAAAGAAUGCUACGGUAAAUUGCAUUUGGCGUCUGUCAAGGACAAAACAAAACGUUGUUUGUGUGAGUGUGACUGCAACCGCAACAACAACAACAGCAUGUGGCACAAAUAACGGAACGGAAAAGUAUCAACAGCAAGAAAAAAAAAUAGAUAGGAAAACAAAACAAAAGGCAAAAACAAAUCACACACGAGGGCCAAAAACAAACGGUGGCUGCUAAAAAAAAACGAAAACCAGAAAAGGACGAGGCAUCACAAGACAUUUGGCGCCAGCUCGGGCAGCGACUGCGACGUCGACUGAGGCCGAGGCAGAGAACCAUGAGGCUCCACCACACUCCCUCUCACACGGCGGCGCUGCAGUGGAUCCUGCUCUCCUUGUUCCUCCUUUUGGUGCUGCCAUCGAACGUGUCGGCUAGAUUUUGUGAGGGAUGCAGCCAGGGUUGCUGCACCCAGGGCUGUUGUCCGCCGUACCAGGGCGGACCACGCCCCCUACCGCCGCCCUCGGACUCCCACGUUCUCAAUCUGUUCUUCGCCACCCACUGGUUCUUCUGGUGCGUGGUUGUGGCCAUUAUCUUGGCCAUCCUGUGUGCCUACUCGCUAUGGAAGAAGCGGAGGACUCUGUGUGGUUGGGGAUUCAAUGAGCACCACACCCAAUCCGAGGGCGACUCCGCCGGUUCCUGCUACGCGCCUCCGCAAUAUAGUCGCUGCAACUCCUUUCACCAUCCGCCGCCACCCUACACGGAGGUGACGUCCAAACCAGACCUGUAUCCGCUCGUCUUCACCUGCAACAGCGACUCGGGCAAUGGCAAGGGCAACGGCAGCUCCAGCUACCUGAUGGUGCAGUACUUCCGGAACUACAUUGUCCGGCCGGCGGCGGGGGGCUCCCUGAGUGCGGCCAGCACCGUGGACUCCCUGAGCUCCAGUUUCAUCUGCAAUGCGAACGAGGCGAACACCCUGGUGCCACCGCCAUAUUCCCGGGCAGCCAGUCCGGAGCUGGGGCUGCAUCACUAUGUGGCCCAUGGCCAUGCCCACGGACAUGGCACGGCCCAUCUGAGAUCCAUGGAACAGGCGGCGCCACACCAGGUGCCAAGUGCUCCGCUGGCUUCCGUGCACUAUGCCAUGCCGAGAUCGGCAUCCCAGCUGGUCGAAACGGACGCCUAUCAGCCGAGACUGAUGCCCGCCCAGGCGCAGCACUAUGCCACCGUGGCGCUGGGCAGUUCUCCGGGCGGAGGAGCCCUCUACAGCACCCGAUUGCAUGCCUCCCACGAGGAGGGAAUGGGUGUGGGCUAUCUGCAAUCCCAGAGCGAUCAGCACUUCCGCUACAUGGCGAACAGCAGCAGUAGCCUGAGCGACAUUUUUGUGAACAACAGCUGUGUGGCAGGUAUGCUGCCAGAAAGUGGCGGAGCAGGAGGUGCCUCCCAAAGUGCGGAGAGUGGAGCAGCCACGCAGGCUGCCUCGCUUAACAGCCUGGCCAUCGGCGGCUUGGGAGGAUCGGUUGCGGGUGGCACCGGGGCUUCGGGUGGAUCCGCCACCGCGGUCAUCUACAGCAAUGGCUGCAUCCAGCCCAAUCCGCUGCACAGCCUGGAGAACUGUUGCCAGCCGUCGGCUCAGGUGUCUGGGGUGAGCAGUCUGGCCAACAUUGGCACACCGGGAUCGCCGCCGCAGGCCACCAGUCCAACGGGCGAGGUGCGUGAGAUUCUCGACCAGAUCCGCCAGCUCCAGGCGGGCGUUAGCUACGAACAACUCCUGCUGAGCGGCUCAGGGGCCAAACCCCGACUGCAGCAUACGCUAUCGACUCCCUCGAACUCCCAGCAGGUGCUGCAGCCCAUCCUGACCACAUCCGCAUCCAUUUCCGGCGCCAGCAGCAGCAGCGGGCGCAGUAAAAAGUUCUUCACCUCCGGCAGUAAAACGCAGCCCAACAAGGCUUUGUACAUACCCAUGGCGGCCAUCGGGGGAUCCGGAUCGGGAUCGGGCGCCCAGCGCUGUGUACUCAAAAGUCCAGUGAGCAGUGUGGUCAGCGGUGCUAGCUUCUUUGUGAACCGCGGACGAGUGGCCCGCAAGGGUUGGAUCACCCGAUCGGCGCCCACGACUCCGGGCAGCGGACUGCCCCCCAAUCGACUGGGUGACGAUAGUCCUCUGCUGCUCAACGAGCACGACGAGGAUGCUAUCGACGAUGAUGAGGAGGAGGACCGGGAUCGGAAUCGGGAGGAUACCGACACCGAAACGGAAGCGGAGGCCAGGAACCAUCAUCGCCAGCAUCGCCAUCACCGCGGUCAUCGCAGCCAUCGUCGUGGACAGCUUGAAUAAUAGUGGGCGUGGUCGUUGGAAUCGCCAGUGUCAUUUAGUAGUUGUUGUUGUAGCUCAAGGUUCUCCUUUAGACAUAAGCUUUUAAACGAAAGUGGAAAGAUGUUUGGGAGCCGGCAGCAUGCUUCUUAGUCUGAAGCACACCCAACAGAAAUAACAAAAGGAAAAAAGAGUCGGAUAAGUCUAAGUUCCAAAUAUAUAGCAUUUAAAAAUUCUGUAAGAUUUUUACGAUUGAAGACAUUCAAGGUUUUUUUAUUAUUGUUAAAAUCAUUAUUUUGUAUAAUUUUUAUGAUUUCUUUUACUUAAUCUAUUGAUACGCCUAUCGAAACAGAGACAAAUUCUUAAACUUAAAAAAAUGAAAAUUUUAAAGGCCUUAAAUGGAAUGUUUUCCAUUUUUAUAAGAUUUCCACAAGGAAAACCAUUUAAAAACUUUAAAAAAUAAUAAAUAUAAAUGUCUAGAUACUUUAAAAAAAAAACUUGUAAAAAAUGAAUUUGAUUUUCGAAAAAAAUCGGAGAUUGUCAGUAUUGUUAUUGAUCAGUAUAACAAUUGAUCAGUAUUUAAUAUAAAGUUUAUCUUAAGCCGAGAAAAAAAUGUAAUAACUUUCGAUAUAAAUUUUUAGUACCUUUAAAACCCAUCGUUUUUUCAUUUUAAUUUUUUUAACUUAAUUUGGAAAUGAGAAAAUUCAGGAUGUCAAAAAGGUAAAUUUAAGAAUAUGUAGAAUAGGCUAAAAACUGUUUUGUGAAAUUUUAAACUGAAGGAAAGACGUUUAAGACAUAUGUUACAGACAGACUUUAAACUAUAACUUAACAUUCUUCAAGAUUGCUGACAAUAGUUCAAUAAAACUAAACAUUAUUUCAUCAAGCAGUAUUAUUAACAAAACCUACCAGAAUAUCAUUGUUUAUGCCUAAAAUAUACCUACAAGUUAUAUCUUUUUAAUUUGAAAUUUAUAAUGUCUGUUGAGCUUCCGUGAAUAGAUAAACAAUUUAAAUAUACAAAUAGCUGUCCUUAGGUUCAAACAGUCUAGCAAUUGCAAAAAAUAUUAGCUUGAAUUUAAAAUUUAAAUUUUGUAAAGCUGGGAAGGUUUCAUAAUAUCUAGAAGUAUUAAUUUCCAAUUUAUAAUUCACAUUUAUAAACUAACUUACUUGAUUUCUGGUAUUUUAAUCAAUUAAGUUAAAAGUUUUGAGCUAGCAUAAAUAAUUUAAUUAUAUUUUGGUUUAAAGUUAGCUUUGUAAAAAUAAAAAUUGCACAAAAGAUUUAAAUCAAUAUAGGGUAUGUGGUAUAAAUUAAAAUUAAAAAGACCCGAAGAAUACCAAAAAGAGCUACAAAAUUAAAAAGAGAAGAGAACACGUAAUUGUCGCCUAGAUGGAUUUUUUGUAAGUAAAUAAGAUAAUAAGAAUUUGUUCACACACAAAUAAGCAAACACGUCACGUACAGAUACAGAUACAGAUACUUUGAGAAUGUCCUUAUUACAAGUUAUAUGUGAAAAAUGCAAAACUGUGCAAGCAUUCGGUUGGAAAUUACGGCACAAGCACUAGACGGAAAAUCUAAAUUAAAUUAUCUCUAAACAAAAAUUUACCAAAUGAGACUAAGGGGUUAAGAUCCGGGGGCUAAAAAGGAAAAGUUUGAAUGCAGCAGUGCCUUUUCAACUUUAUUAACCACAACCACAAGAAGCACAACACAUACAAAUUUAAAUCAUUAAAAGAUGAAACCAGAAGAUAAAGCAAACGCAUCCAUAGACAGAAUUAAAACAAUCCAAUGGACAAGGCAAUAUUUAUAAAUCUGCCUAAGCAUUAGAUAUAUGAUAUGUACCCAUUAUAUGUAUGUGACAAUUACUUUAAGUGAAUUUUACAAAUCAUUGGCAUUUUUCUCAUACGGUUUCGUUCGGUCCCUCAUCGAUCGGUUUUCUAGCUUAUUUAAACGAAUAUCUGUGCUUCAAUACAUAUAACUAUAUAAUUAAACAAUUAAUUAAUUAACUAGCAUAGCAAAACUGAAGGCGUUCAAGGCAUAAAUCUCCAAAAGCAAGUGAAUUGUUGUAAAGUCGGAUAACGAAAACCAAAACAAAUGAAACGAAAACCUAAAGAGAACUAAGAAACCAAUUUAAGUCAAAUAUACAAAGAUGAAAAAUAAAAACAAUAAAUGAAAGAAUUCACUAAAGUG
Drosophila gunungcola (fruit fly) is the source of this 4651-nucleotide messenger RNA. RefSeq lists its product as uncharacterized. Bases 508 to 2496 code for a protein of 662 amino acids. Gene Ontology annotation, cellular component: cytoplasmic vesicle membrane. The transcript has 6 exons. The record is from RefSeq and is a predicted model, not a curated record. Lineage: Eukaryota; Metazoa; Arthropoda; Insecta; Diptera; Drosophilidae.